AUGGUGAGUACAUCCAGCAUCAAAGAGACUGACGAGAAGGGUCUCGCUAAAACUGGGGACGUCGAUUACGUCACCGAGAAGCUCGCUCCCGAAGUAGCUGGGAAGCAUCAAGAUGAUGCGAGAGAAGAUGGUGCUACAAUUGAGUCAAAUGGAGAGUUUGUAGACGAACGUGUCUAUAAUUUCGAUGAUCCCCACAAUUAUUCAACAAACUUUGUAGAUGAUCAGAAUCCAAAGGGUUUGAGAAAACCCACUAAGCAAGAGGCCUCUUCCUUAAGAAGAGUCUUGGGGAGAGCGGAUUGGGCCUGUUAUUUGCUUUGCAUAGCGGAGUUUGCGGAAAGAGCAUCUUAUUAUUCUUGCCAAACUCUUUUAAGUAAUUUCGUAACUUACAAAUUGCCCGAUGGUAGCUCAACAGGUAAAUUAGCUGCCGGUAGUGUAAAUCCUGGUGCAUUAGGCUUAGGAGUGCCGGCCGCAACGGCUAUAACUUAUACUUUGACGUUUGUGGCAUAUGUUGUACCUUUAUAUGCUGGGUUUGUUGCGGAUUCCCAGGUUGGUAAGUUCAAGGCAAUAUGGAUUGGUGUUAUUUGCGGUUUUUUUGCUCAUAUUUUGCUUAUAGUGGCUGCUGCUCCUAGUGUUAUUGCAGCGGGUCAUGCAAUUGUACCCACAGCUUUUGGUAUCAUAACGUUGGCUUUUGGUACUGCGUUCAUCAAGCCUAACUUAUUACCGCUCUUGAUGGACCAAUACCCAGAGCAGACGGAUGUUGUUAAGGUUUUGGCAUCUGGAGAAUCUGUCAUUGUUGACCGUCAAAAGUCGUUGGAAAGGAUGACCUUAGUAUUCUAUUGGGCGAUUAAUAUUGGAGCUCUUUUUCCUAUUCCGAGUGUUUAUAUUGAGAGAAGAAUCGGAUAUUGGUUUGCUUUUUUUAUUCCCAUCAUUAUAUACCUCAUAAUUCCUUUUGUAUUCUGGUUUGUGAAACCCAAGCUUAAAAAGGAGCAACGAAAAGGAUCUGUUAUUGAGAACUCUGUCAAAAUCUUAAGGGUUCUGUUUAGAGGAAACUGGAUAAGGAGAUUAAAGAACGAAACUUUCUGGGAAUAUGCCACUCCAACCAAAAUGAGAGAGAGAGGUGAGGAAUAUUUUUUGCAAAAGAAACGAAAACCAAUCACUUGGAACGACCAAUGGGUCUUAGAUGUCAAGCAAGUUGUUAAUAUUUGUAAAGUUUUCCUGUACUUUGUUGUCUUCAAUCUUUGUGAUGCUGGAGGUACUGGUGCAACUCCAGCUCUCACUGCGCAAUCAGGAUCUAUGACAAGUGAUGGAACUCCAAAUGAUAUGUACAGCAAUUUCAAUCCAAUAACGAUCAUUGCGCUUAUACCCUUAUUGGAUUACGGUGUUUAUCCGCUAUUGCGUAGGUUGAAGAUCGAGUUCAGGCCCGCAUGGAGAAUCACUCUUGGUAUGGUCUUCGCGGCGUGUUCUCAGGCAGCCGCUGCAAUUAUCCAAAAGGAAAUCUACGCUAAAAUUGAAUGUGGUGACCAGGCCACAAAAUGCGUAGAUAAAGGAAUAGUUGCACCUAUUAAUGCUUGGGUUCUGGUAGUGCCUUAUAUUUUAUCAGCUGCAAGUGAAUGUUUUGCCAAUACAACUGCCUAUGAAUUGGGCUACACAAGGGCUCCUCCGCAUAUGAAGGGUCUUGUACAGGCUUUGUUCUUACUUGCAACUGGAAUAGCUGCGGCCAUAGGUGAUGCUAUUAGCCCAGCUUUGAAAGAUCCUCAUUUGGUUUGGUAUUUCGGGGGUUUGGCAAUUUGUGGGGGUGUUUUUUCUAUAAUUUUCUUUAUCCAUUUCAGGAACUUGCAUAAGACAAUGGAGAAGGAAAGUGGGUUAAGAGAGAAGUUAAUGCGCAAAGAGGAGAAUGAAAUAUCACUUGAGGAGACUAAUUUAGUUCUGGUUAAUUCAAUCACAUCUGCUGCUGUCAAGCAAUUAUAA
Priceomyces carsonii is the source of this 1968-nucleotide messenger RNA. RefSeq lists its product as uncharacterized. Gene Ontology annotation, biological process: oligopeptide transport; transmembrane transport. The coding region runs from base 1 to 1968 and encodes 655 amino acids. NCBI's taxonomy places the organism in Eukaryota, Fungi, Ascomycota, Pichiomycetes, Serinales, Debaryomycetaceae. The record is from RefSeq and is a predicted model, not a curated record. Gene Ontology annotation, molecular function: transmembrane transporter activity. Gene Ontology annotation, cellular component: membrane. The transcript has a single exon.